AUGUCAUUCAGAAGUCUAGCUUCCAAGCAGCACAAACAACCAAACCAAACAGUCAGCAAAAUGAUGAAAUUCUUCGCCCUCGUCCUGUGCGCUCUGUUCGCCGCCGCUGCCGCCAAUCCCGGACUCGUGGCCUACAAUGCCGCCUACUCCGCCCCACUGGCCUACUCCUCUCCCCUGGCCUACACUGCUCCCGUGGCUUACUCCUCGCCUCUGGCCUACACCGCCGCGUACGCUCCCUAUGUGGCGCCCUAUGCCAGCAGCGUGAGCGCCCACACUGUGGCCCACAGCGCCGCCUUCCCGGCGGUCUAUGCCGCAGCUCCAGUUGCCGCUGUCCUGAAGAAGUAGGAUGCCGAACGCGUGCCACAGAUACAACAAAUAAAGAUGCAAUGCAACAGGCCCACGCGCUGACUG
Molecule: messenger RNA, 411 nt
Organism: Drosophila obscura
Lineage: Eukaryota; Metazoa; Arthropoda; Insecta; Diptera; Drosophilidae
Exons: 2
Coding region: 1-345 (114 amino acids)
Source: RefSeq, a predicted model, not a curated record